UCACGGCAGCAGGAGUUGGUAAUCCUAGCUGUCUACUUCGCGUCGAUAUACCCAAUCAUUUCCAUUUUAAUGGAAAGCAAGUUUCGUUAAAAAUAAAAAAAACACUUCACAAUAGUCUUCAGUUGCUGUAAACAUCUUUUUGUGCUUCCAAGUGAUUUCAAUUUAAAGUCUUUAGAAAACUUUUUUAAUCUUAACUGAUUAUUGAUGGGUGAUCGUAUUUAGAAUUUCUAUGGGACAUAUCAACGAAUUGUUACAUGUGAUCAGUUAAUAUGAAUACUUCCGUUUGUGACGAUAUUUUCAAUGCUAGUCCGACUAACAUAUCAGAGUUGUUCUGCCCUAGAGUUUUCGAUGAUUGGUUGUGUUGGCCUGAUACGCCUGCUGGAAAAUAUGCUAAACAACUAUGUCCUAAUAAAACAGGAUUCGAUACAACAAGGUUCGCUUAUAGACUCUGUGAAGAUGAUGGGACUUGGUUCUUUAAUCCCAUGUCCAACAAAACAUGGUCAAACUAUACUACAUGUGUGGAUUUAGAAAGUUUAGAGUUUAACCAAAUGGUAAACAACAUAUACAAGAUUGGAUACUUCAUUUCCUUAGUGGCCUUAAUAAUAUCGUUGGGAAUUCUAACUUAUUUCAAGUCUUUGCGCUGUGCUAGGAUUACCGUUCACAUGAAUCUAUUCGCUUCGUUUGCAGUUAACGCAUUCCUAUGGAUUCUGUGGUACAACCUCGUUGUUGAUAAUCCGACAGUUUUAAACGAAAAUGUGCUUUGGUGUCGUUUCCUGCACAUAAUUUUGACAUAUUUCCUCAUAUCGACUUACUCAUGGAUGCUAUGUGAAGGGGUGUAUCUGCAUACCGUGUUGGUGUCUGCUUUCAUUUCCGAAGUUCGUCUACUUAGAUGUAUACUUUUACUUGGAUGGGGACUGCCAAUGGUUACUGUUACAUUGUACGCUUCGUUAAGAACUUUUAAUGGAACAGAGGAAGAAACAGCGGGAUGCUGGAUGGAUGACACUAAGUAUAACAUCGUCCAGGUGGUUCUUGCUUCCGGCAUCAUUAUCCUCAAUAUUCUCUUUCUGUGUAACAUUUUAAGAGUACUGUGCACAAAACUGAGAAGAGCUCCUCAUGCAGGAUCUGGCGCCUCUCGUGCAUCACUCCAAGCACUUAGAGCGACACUCCUUCUCGUACCUUUACUAGGACUCAACUAUCUCCUCACCCCAUUUCGACCCGAGAAUAACAGCGUUUGGGAAAGAGUAUACGCUGUUAUGUCUGCUGUUACAGUUUCGCCCCAGGGUUUGUGUGUUGCCAUACUUUAUUGCUUCUGUAAUGGAGAGGUCAUAGCACAAAUAAAGAGGAAAUGGUCUGCGUGGGCCGUUAGAACCAGGGCUAAUUCAUGUACUGUUACAACGGUUUCGGUACGUAAGAUAUUAAACAAAUCCGCAAACGCGACCAGUUAAGCGUUAACUCACCGUAUCCCAUCUCUGUCUCUUCCGUAGUUCGUUCGAUCCUCCUAUCCAAACGUCGGAGAGGAAAAAGUAUGACUAGGGGCGAUCGGCCGAAGAGCCUCGCAAUGGAUUGCCUCAAGAAGAACUUCCACGGUUGUUGUUAGGGUAAGCAACAUAUCUCCAGUAGCCACUCCGGAUCAAUGUGUUUAGACCACAGACGAAAUUACAACCGCAAACAAAACAGAAUACGUGUUAGAUGACCUUAGGGGAAAUGGCUAUUGAACUGGUGAUUCGCAGCAGUGUAAAUAUGUACGUUUCAGUUUUAGAAAUCUGAUAAUGUAAGAUUUAUAGUUUGUGAAGAUUGUAGUUUAGAUAAUACGAAUUAUUCUUGAUUUUAUCUUGAUUAACUAGCAUGAUUAAUUAUAAAGAAACGUAAAGAAACAACGUACUCGUGUAUGAAUGAAUAGAAUAUAAAAAAAACGUGUUUUAAACGAAACAUUUAGUAAUCUUUUAAAGACAAUAAGAUUGUUUGAAAAUAUAAUUUUGUAAUAGGCCCGUUAAGUGUUCAAAAAAUUAGUACAUUAAGAUAAAAUUAAAACGAAUUAGUAAACAUUGUUUUUGGACCUCUUACUGCACCAAUUAUUGCAAAUAGCAAUAAAAAAGCAUUCGUCGGGUCAUUGAGUAUCAUACGCUGGCAGCGCAGCUGUUUCUCAUUUCCACUAAAUUGUUGUGCAGUUCCCAUAAAUUCCCUCAUGGGUUAUUUAACAGCUACAAUUAUUUAUCUUCAACAAAUAAUGUGUCGAUAUUAUUAUUGAUGGACGUGUUUCAAUUUUUUUCUAAUGAAAUAACCAAAACAUCAGCAGUGUUCUUGGUUUGAAGUUUGAAGCUUGAUUUGAAGUUUUUUUACAGAUAAUAUAUACAAUCUGCAGUAGACGAGCUUGUUUAUGAUACAUCAUUAUGAUGCUUGGUGAGGUUUACUCCACAACUAAAAUUUAACAGCUUGCUAAUGCAUUAAAUUGCGCGAAGCAUUUACGCUUUGAAUUGGACGCCUUUAUUACCACCACUUUUUUCUUAGAAUUACUUCAUAAAAAAAUCUUUUCUUUUCAACUUCGAGAUUAUAUCGCAUUACCGUGCUGUUUUUUUAAAAUUGAUUUAGGAUUCUUUCUAAAAGUAAAGGCAAUAAAGGACUAUUCAACAUAAAAAUAAAGUCGAAUUGUGGGGGUGUAGCGUUUGUGCAUAAAAAAUGCAUACCAGAUAUCUCUUCCAUUUCAUGACACCUUUUACCUUUUUUUUCGAAUUUCUUGAAUUUUUUAGUUUACAUUGUUGUAAAUAAUUUUAUUUACGUAUGUUUUGUUUGAUGCCACAACUUUUGCGGAGUGUUUUCCACUACUAGUGUUAAUCUCAUAUGUAAACUGUUUUAGUUUAUCAUUGCUGGUACUGUUCUUAUCGCCAUUCUAUUCUCCCGAGAUUUCAGGAUUCGGCCAUCGAUACUCGUAACAACUUCCAUGUUGAUGGUAUACUACUCCAAAUCUUAGUUACUGUAAAUUCAGCUUCUCGGUUGUUGCCUUUUAACGUUUUAGUGAUGCCAUCUUCUCGUAAAACUGCAUUCAACGUUCAUCGUUUCAAUCAUAUUCUGAUACAUACGUUGAAGCAGCGGUGUACAAAUAGCAGGUCAAAAGAAAUGUUUCUAUUAAAUUCUACCUCACUGUGGAUUCUACCUCACAUGUUACUAGGUACAAUUUUCAUAUUGGAUGUGGAUAAUAUUAAUCCACAUCCACUUGCUUUUGAUAUGUAUCUCGUGCGUAUCUCUUGAUCUAUCUUGCCAUCUUUACCAAUCAUGGUUCCUAGAUAUUUGUAUUAUUUUAAUUCUUAAUUUUUUUAUUCGUUUUCUUUUUCUUCUUCCUUAGCGAAGCGUAGGAUCAUAGAUUACUUUUGUUCCUCAUUCAGUUUUUAGACAUGUUUUCAUAUUUGGAUGUUUCUUUGCAAGAAAUCUACUUUGCCUCUCAUUAAUAUAGCAUCGCCUGCGUAUACUACGUCUCGGGUGCAGAUCGGAGUCAGGUUAUGCUAUCCCAAUCAUGUUGGUUUUUUCUAGAAAUCUUUGAUAAAUGGAGCGACAACAACAACUUUUCUCCCGUUACCUUAACUUUUUACACCUAUCACUUGCCUUCAAUUCCUUAUCUUAGAGAUUUUCUCAUAACAAACUAAAACUUUUUGUUGAAUACUAUCUUCCAUGACAGUCUUCUGGUAACAAUGUUCUUGAAAAAGCCAAGACUAUAUAGAUUGGAGAAGAAUCGAUUUUUUCCCGAUAUUUCUUUAUAUCAUAAAUUAUCACACGACCAAUAUACAGAAUACUUCAUAAUAUAUAUUGUACAUUAUUACCAGUAAUAAUCAAGUUUUCGUGACUUUAAGUAUUUUUAGAAGAUUUUACUCUCGGAAUGUGGCUAAAUUUUCAUGGAUCAAUACAUUGUUACUGUUAUAGAAGAGUGUUAUAGAGGCUUACAUUGAUUCUACUUCUAAAAUAUAAAUAUAAUACAUCUUGGAAUUACUCUUGCGCAUGUGGUUCCAGAAACACUUUUAGAACUAGACCAUACUUGAAAGUUUCAUAAACAGUUAGCUAUUUCUUUGCUAAAUUUUGCCGAUUAGACGGUUUGCAAUAAUCCAGUAGUCAAAACUCGCUAUAUAGUAAACAUGAAUUUUGCAUGCAAACAUCUAUCAAGUGAUAGACUAUCUUUAAGUAAACACCGUGACAACACCGUCGUUAUAUUCGAUAAUAAUUAGAACAGAGUACUUGUUUACAGUAAACACUUAACUGCAACUGGUUACAUCUUAAAAUCGAUAUCCGAUUCAAUUAUAUACCCUUAAGGAAAACAAGAAGAGGUUUCAUUAACUCUUAAUUGGCGCAAGAAACACUGUUGAAAAUACACAAUUAACCUACCCCUAUUUGUUGCGUUGCCUAUAUUUUAGACAAUUUUUUGUUGUUUUUUUAUUGAAUAUCUAUAGACUUAUUUUUUUAAUUUUCAAUGAAGAAAGUUGGAGUAUUGCGGUGAAAGGGGUUCACUUAGUUUAGUUUCACUUUAGUAUUGUGUGUAUAUGCGUAUACGCAUGUGUAUAAACACGGUUACACCAAAACUUAAUUAGCCAACGGUAACAAAAUGAUUAUAACACUGAAAUCGUAUCCGAAUCAACUUUUAGGCAAAAUCCGUCAUUCACGUGGCACUUAACCUGACCGCAUAUCAAUGUAGUUUGAAAUAAAUUUGCACUUUAAGUAAAGAUAUACCAUUAAUAUAUCCUUGUAAUUACGAAACAGGAUCAAAUAUAAAAAGUAGUUUCUUUUAGUUUUUUUCAUACAACCUGGCACGUUAAAUUGAUAAAGUAAAUAAAUAGUGUAUAAGCCUCUAUAAUCAUGAUAAACACUAUACAUCUUGAAAUUAUUGUGCUUUUUUAAAAUUUCGUAGUUAAAAUUGUAACAGUCAAAAACUGAGUGUGGAGAAAACUGUGUAAGAAGAAGAAUUAUAUCCUGCUCAUCGUAUAUUUGAGAAUAAUUUUUGAUGUCGAUUUCAAAGCUGUGAAUGCUUUAACAGUUCAAGGUGGUAUGAGUUUUGGAAAGGUUCUUUUUCUGUCCACUGUUUUAAAUGUUCUCUUUUGUGGUUGCUGCACCAGUGAUAAAAUCUUUCAUGGUCUUUUAGUGAAAUUUCAUAUUUAAUGAUUUAUUGUCAGGUGCUGUGUUGUUAUAACAGACAGAAGACUGAGGAGUUGUUUGCGUCCAUUUAGAAUUCAUUUAGCGAUGAAGAUGAUAGCAAACCAAAGCUCUAAAAUUGGAUGGUAGUUUCACUAUGUGUUGCAAGAGAUUAUUAUCCAGAAUGAUUUUAGAGAAAGUGAUAUAGUCGUGCGAAGCCAGGAAUUAAGGUUGAAUAUCCAAAUGUAGAAUCUUCAGUGUUCGGGGUGAGCAGUGGUUCUUGAAAUGGAAACCAUCAUUAUUAUCGUACGACUCCAUUAAUGAUAACCAUUUCCAGUUCGUUCAAAUACUAUUUGCCUUGUUUUUGACAUUGUUCAGGUUGAUGGAGACGAAAAUAAUGUUUUGGAACUAGAACUUCGAAUAUAUUUUUAGUUGUGAAAAAUCUUGAAGCUGGGAAAUCUCUUUGAAAUCUUUGAUAAUCAUCAAAAGGUUCUGCUCAGAAAUAUAUAAAUGAUAAUUUAAAUAAACUUGAUACUUAUGCCAUCUCUUCUAAAACAUAGUGACCAAUUUAUCAUCACUUAAUGCUUAGACUUGCUAAUAUGUGGAAAUAUGUGGUUAGUUCUUCUUCUGCAUCGUAUUUUCAUCUAUGUUUAAGAGCAUUCUUUUACUUUAUUGCUGCAUAACUUGCGGUAUUGUCCCGCUUGAGGUGGGCCUUGAAGCGGUGUGUCGGUUAUGUCUUUUACCUGGUCUAGCUACCUAGUUGGCGAUCUUCCCCUUGGUCUUCUGCCUAUUGUUUUUCCUUGAACUAUUACUUUUUCUACCUCCUCUGAGUAUAUGCCCAAAAUAUUGUAGAAUUCGUCGCCUGUAAAUAGAGAAUACUCUGCCUUUGAUCUCGAGCUCUUUCAGUAUAGAUAUGUUAGUGCGUCUAUUUGUCCAAGGAAUACUAUAUAACGGGAAUACUACUAAUUAUUUUUGUGAUUUGAUCAAGUUGAUAUUUUUGUCAAGUUGGUCAUUGCAACUUUAGCUGCAUAUGAGUGCGCCUAGGUUUAUGAAUUCUGUGACUUCUUAUUUAAGUUCAUUUUGCAAUGCCAAGCUUCGUCUUUCUUCUCUCACCAAAUUCAAUAUUUUAGGGAGUUCCUCUCUGUCUUUGGGAGUCGUAUCGUCGGCAUAUCGGAAAUUAGUAAGUUUCAUUCCACCAAUUGAAACAUAUAGUUACUUAACGAACAUUUAAAUAUAAAAUUGUAUAUAUUUUUAUAGCAGUGAUAUUUAAAUUAUCUAAAAAUGAGGUCUCCAAAUCUAAGAAUUUAAGCCUAAUUUUAUAAAGUAAGCUUAAAAAAUUUAACGGUCCUAUUGCAAUACAUAAUAUCUGAGGAAAAAAUUGAGUUUUCUCAUUUCUAUUUAGAUUAUUGUUUGUGAUAUUAGUUUAUUGUAAUUGUACAUACACUAUAAUUAAUAUAUAAGAAGCCUAAUAAUAAAGAAUUGCUAGGAAUAAACUAUGUAAAGUAGAAACUGUUUAGUGUUAUAAGCUGAAUAAUAUUACGUGUGGAACUAAAUGUGAUAUAAGUUUGCAUAUUUGAUAUGAUGUCAAGGAUCUAAGUGAUAAUCAGGAAAAGUUGAAAAAAUGUAGACAAAGCACAACUUGGAAGCUUUUUUAAUUUGUUUAAUAUUCUUUGUACAUAGAUAACUACAUAGAUAAAUAACUUGUUUGCGGUGUAAAUAGGUUUUCGCUUAGAAAUAUUUUCGUAUUAAAUAAAUACUUAAUUUAAUAGUAGUUUUUAUUAUUAAUGAUAGAUAUAAUGAGAAUGUCUUCUUAAUCUUCUUAUGUGAUUGUACUUAUGUUUGUGCGACUAUUUAUUUAUGCCGUAAUAUAGCUGUAAAGAUUAAAAA
Molecule: messenger RNA, 6996 nt
Organism: Onthophagus taurus
Lineage: Eukaryota; Metazoa; Arthropoda; Insecta; Coleoptera; Scarabaeidae
Gene: Dh31-R
Product: Diuretic hormone 31 Receptor
Biological process (GO): adenylate cyclase-modulating G protein-coupled receptor signaling pathway; cell surface receptor signaling pathway
Cellular component (GO): plasma membrane
Molecular function (GO): calcitonin receptor activity
Source: RefSeq, a predicted model, not a curated record